Messenger RNA from Helobdella robusta, 1544 nucleotides. RefSeq lists its product as hypothetical. Gene Ontology annotation, biological process: endoplasmic reticulum to Golgi vesicle-mediated transport. Bases 164 to 598 code for a protein of 144 amino acids. Lineage: Eukaryota; Metazoa; Annelida; Clitellata; Rhynchobdellida; Glossiphoniidae. The record is from RefSeq and is a predicted model, not a curated record. Gene Ontology annotation, cellular component: endoplasmic reticulum membrane; COPII-coated ER to Golgi transport vesicle. The transcript is spliced from 5 exons.
GUAACUUACGUAUUUGUUACGUGAAUUGGCCAUUUUAAACGAGAUUAAUGUCAAAAACUGUAUUUUAGAAAAUAAAUUUUAAUCAUUCAUUUCGAUUAACAUUAUUUUUUCUUUUCUAACUUUUGAAAUUUAAACUGAAUUUGCCGCAUCCGGCAAAACCAAGAUGGCGUUUUCUUUCGUUGCAUUUUGCUACAUAAUUGCUUUAAUUUUUACUGCUAUUUUGAUAUUUUUCGUGAUUUACCAAAUCAUUGCUUUUGAUGAGUUAAAGACUGACUAUAAGAACCCCAUUGAUCAGUGCAGAAGUCUAAAUCCGUUAGUUCUGCCAGAGUACGGCCUACAUGCAUUUUUUGUCUUGCUUUUCAUCAUCACCUUCGAGUGGAUCACAGUGGUACUCAAUCUGCCACUACUUUUCUAUCAUAUCCAUAGGUACAUGAACAGACCAGUUAUGUCCUGCCCUGGUCUGUAUGACCCCACCACGAUCAUGAAUGCAGACGAACUCAGUCGAGGAAAUCGUGAAGGCUGGAUCAAAUUGGCUUUCUACAUUAUUACCUUCUUCUAUUACCUCUAUAGUAUGAUCUAUGUCCUGGUGUCAUCGUAAACAAGAGAGAAUAAGAGAGAGAGAGAGAGAAAAGAGAGAGACAGGAAGACGAAUCAUUAUUAUUAUUAUUAUGCCUAUUAUACCUUUUGAUCAUCAUAAUUACUGUAAUUUGGUUUGGUAGAUCAUUUUAAUUUAAUUUUCUUAUAUUUUAAUUAAAUCUGUUGAUAAAUGGUAAUACUACCACCACUGCUACUACUACUAUUACUAUUACUACAGCUACUACUACUACUAUUACUACAGCUACUACUACUACUAUUACUACAGCUGCUAAUACUACUACUACCAAUAAAAAUAGUAAUGUUAUACAGCACUAUUUAAUUGCAUUUCUUGUUAAAAUCAGCUGAUAUUUAUAAAUAUUAUUAUUAUUUCUACCGUCAUUGUUCUUAUAUAUUAUUAUUCUUAUUAUUUAAUGAUUGAUAUAUUAAAUAUUUGAUUCUAAAUUCGUAAUGAUUUAAUAAUAAAAUAAUUAUUAUUGUUAUUCUCGUUUGUUAAUAUUCCUAAACUUCUUUCUUUUAUGUGGUUAAAACACUUCAGGCAAUGGAAAAUUUCAGUUGCCAAGAAUAACAUACGUACAUACAUACACUCGAGCGUAAUAAUAAAUGCAUAUACACAUACAUACAUUUCGGGAUGUUGUAAACUCGCAGCUAAUAAUAGCAAUCUCACAUACACAACAUUUUUUGCUUGAAACGUUAAUGUUCCUGAUAUUUUUGGCUGUAUCAUUAUUGUUAUUACUUUUAUAAUAAUUAUUAUUAAAUAUUAUUUUAGAGCAGGAUAUGCUAAUUAUUCAUUCAGUAGUUAAUAAUAACAGAAAUAAACUCCUUCUUAUAUUUAUUACUUCAUUUUCUCAACUUAAUAGCAAAUGGUAAUGGAAAUAUCAACUAAGGACAACAACACCUUCCCAGUUUUAGAGAGAAAUUUUCAUCGGUUACAAGAAAUAAUUACAGAU